Molecule: messenger RNA, 1291 nt
Organism: Magnolia sinica
Lineage: Eukaryota; Viridiplantae; Streptophyta; Magnoliopsida; Magnoliales; Magnoliaceae
Product: syntaxin-related protein KNOLLE
Exons: 2
Coding region: 171-1118 (315 amino acids)
Biological process (GO): intracellular protein transport; exocytosis; vesicle fusion
Cellular component (GO): plasma membrane; SNARE complex; endomembrane system
Molecular function (GO): SNAP receptor activity; SNARE binding
Source: RefSeq, a predicted model, not a curated record
UUGCUAUAUUAUUAUUAUUUAGAGCAUUUGGUUGAGGCAACAUCAAAAAACCCUUUUGCUCUCCCUCUGUCUCUGCGAAAGGGGGUUUUCUACUCGAGAGCCUGCUGAACAAUUAGCUGCCUGCAGUUUCAAAUCAGAAAGGGAGAAGAUAUAUCUAAUCUGCUGGCAAGAUGAACGACCUGAUGACCAAAUCAUUCACCAGCUACGUCGAUCUAAAGAGGCAGGCUCUGCAAGAUCUGGAAGCUGGUCCUGAUGAGAUCGAGAUGGCAACCCAGGCCGCCAGCAGCAACAGUGCAAUUGACCGAAACCUCAGCCUCUUCUUGGAGGAUGCCAAUAAGGUGAAGGAAGCGAUGGGUUCCAUCCGAGACAUCCUUGUGAGGCUACAGGAAUCAAAUGAGGAGAGCAAAUCCCUCCACAACCCUGAGGCCCUCAAAGCCCUUCGAAACAACAUCAAUCAAGAUAUUAUUGCAGUCUUGAAAAAGGCGAGAAUGAUUAGAGCCCAGUUGGAGGAGAUGGACCGGGCCAACGCCGCCAAUAGGAGGCUCUCAGGGUACAAAGAGGGUACUCCAAUAGACCGCACGAGAACAUCGGUGACAAACGGGCUACGGAGGAAGCUCAAGGAUCUGAUGCUGGAUUUCCAGUGUCUGAGACAGAAAACGAUGGCGGAGUACAAAGAGACAGUGGAGAGACGGUACUUCACGGUGAUGGGGGAGUAUCCAGAAGAGGAGGUGAUAGAGAAGAUAAUAUCGAAUGGGGACAGUGAGAAUUUUCUGCAGAAGGCAAUAUCAGAGCAUGGGAGGGGGAAGGUGCUGGAAACGGUGAGUGAGAUUCAGGAUAGGUAUGAUGCGGCAAAGGAGUUGGAGAAGAGCCUGGUUGAGCUUCACCAGAUUUUCCUAGACAUGGCGGUGAUGGUGGAGACUCAAGGAGAACAGAUGGAUGACAUCGAGCAUCAUGUGAUCAACGCAUCACAUUAUGUGGCAGAUGGGACCCAAAAACUGAAGAAUGCAAAGGAGUAUCAAAGAAGUAGCAGGAAAUGGAUGUGCAUUGGGUUGGUGCUGCUGUUACUCCUCAUUCUGGUCAUUAUCAUCCCCAUUGCUACAAGCCUUUCUCAUUCUUAGUUGUGGCUGCCUUUAUUUAAUUUAAUUUUUUUAUUUUUAUUUUUUGUUUUUGUUGUUUGGUGUGUCCUUGGAUUCCUUUUUAUUUGUUAUGCACCAUCAUUUCUGUGUAGAUGUGUUCAAGCUCCUUCUUUGGAGUUUAUGAGACAAGCAUUUAAUGAGUGAAUUUUUCUCUC